UUUGGUUACAUUCUGGCAGGCACCGAAGAGAGUACGCUUUGUGUAAUGCUCCCACAUUUCUUAUCGUGACCUAGUGUUGUAAACUUCGCUGCCGCCAACAUGAAGCUCUUCUUAGUAUUCUGGACAAUAUUCGCGCUGGUUUCAGCGGAAUGGGUACCAAGAACCAGUGAUCAAAUGUACAAGGAUCAAGCGGAAUGCUUCAAGCAACUAGAAUUGACAAAAGAAGAACAGGAAAAAGUGAAGAAAGAAGACUUCCCUGACGAGCCAAAAUUCCGCUGCUAUUUACGGUGUAUACUGAUGGGCGGCCAAAUCUGGGACGAUGAAAAAGGAUACAACCCGGAAAGAGCAUACGCGGAACUACUGAACAUACACAUGACAGCAGACGUUGAGAAUCUAAGAAAGUGCAACACCCAAAAUUUACACCAUUCCGAUUCUUGUACACGAGCGUUCCGAGUUGUGAAAUGUUUCGCUAACAAUAACUAUAUCACAAGUAUUAAACCCAAAAGCUAAUUUAUUUUAUAAUAGGACAACUGUAGAGACUAAGAAAUUGAUUUAAUUUGUAAAAAUAAGAUGAUAUUGUGAUUUAAAUAAACGACGUAAAGAUAGUGGUAACAUGUA
Messenger RNA from Hermetia illucens (black soldier fly), 618 nucleotides. Its product is annotated as general odorant-binding protein 99a-like. Gene Ontology annotation, molecular function: odorant binding. Gene Ontology annotation, biological process: sensory perception of smell. The record is from RefSeq and is a predicted model, not a curated record. The transcript has 2 exons. NCBI's taxonomy places the organism in Eukaryota, Metazoa, Arthropoda, Insecta, Diptera, Stratiomyidae. Bases 100 to 510 code for a protein of 136 amino acids.